UUUUAAGUGUCAGUGAGUUCUCGCUCUGCAAUCCGAAAGUACCAGUUUCUUGCAGGUAUAAACACCUGUAAUUGGUAGAUAGUUUGCAGGGAAAAAGUGACGAUGAAGCCGAAAUAUAUCUGCAUAUUAUUGGUGUUGUCUCUUACGGUCAACAAAGUUUUUUCACAAAACGAAGAUGAACCCUCACUUCCUCCCGAUCAUACAGAAUUGGAGGGUUUUAUUGAAGGCAGUGGAGAUGGAGUUGAUGAACCAGUUAUAGAUAGUACUACAGAGGCAACAUCACCGCCCAAACUAGAAAAUGUUGAAGAAUCGCGGAAUUUUUAUGAAGAGCCUGUUACAAACGCGGAUUCUAAUAAUACUUCUUUACCUUGUCCUAAACCCUGUGUAUGUAAUACAGAGGGCGACACAACUAAUUUUGUUGUAGAUUGUUCAGGAUACGGUCUUACUGAAUUUCCGUCUCCAAUCGAUUCCAGGACAACUACUUUAAAAUUGCAUAACAAUAAAUUAACUGAAAUACCAAAAACAAUAUCAGAACUUAAAAGUCUAAAAAUUUUGAAUGCAAAUAAUAAUUUAAUCAUGGAAUUGGCACCUGGCUCUAUCAGCGAAUUACCAGAGUUAGUGACAUUAAAUUUGGGAAACAACCGACUCAUUGAAUAUCCAAAAGACUUAAAAAAUAGUUUGUCUUUAUCUAAAUUGGAGGAGCUGGAUUUAGGAGGCAACGAUAUGAGGACGAAACUUUCUUCUGAGAAUUUCUCUUAUUUCAAAGCACUUCGAAAAAUUACGCUGCCUGCUGGUUCGACGGAUUUGGCUUUAGAUUUAUGUGAAACUUUGAAGGAAACACUAGAAACGGUGUGUACUGAGUCUUGUGAUACCAAACCAUUUGAUUGCCCAGAUGCACCACCAAAAAUUGAUGAAGAUUUAUUUGACGCUACACUGCCCGGUAUGAUUCCUUUAAAUACUUUUGAAGGUAACAAAGAAGUAGUUACAGAAACUGAAAAUUCGGUAACAGAAAGCACUUCUACAACAAUACCGUCGAAACCUCUUGAGACGGAUUCUACCUUAAAUGAAAAUAUACCCGCUAAAGAAUUUUCUCUUCGUACUGCUGUGAUUAACGCUCCUCAAGAAAAAAUUGCAUCCUUAAAUGCCAUUCCGGACUCUCCUAAAGAUGCAUCUAAUGCUACAAACGUAAAGGUUGGUGCUACAACAGCUGAUACAAAGAAAACUGGUGGUGUAGACAAAAGUGUUAUUGGAAUGGUCGUUGCUGGUAUGAUAGUUGUAGUGGCAGGAAUUACUAUAAAGAAGAACUGGAGUUCUAUUAAGAAACGGUUUAGUUCAACACCUAAUAGAGCUAAUGACAGACCAGGAGGAAAUGCAAAUGGAACUGCACCUGAAGAGGUUCCAUUACAAAAUAAAUCAGACAAAUUACCGGUUUAGAAAACUCUUUUUAUAUUUUGACAUGUAUUUGAAUGAACUGAGUAGUGACUAGGUUCGAUCUGAAAGAUAAUGAUGUUUUAAAAUGGUAGCGUUUGGUCUAAAAUCUUAAUAUUUGAACAGGAACAGACAGCUUUUAGUGGAAGAGUAUAUUUGUUGUAAAUGAUAUUUAAGGGGCACUAAAUUAGAUUAAGUUAUGAUAAGAUAGUCGUAAUGUAAAUAUAUCAACAGUUACGGUCGUCACAGUAUUUUCGUUUUAUACUAAUGGAUGUUGAAAUUUUAAAAUAAAAAAACAGUUGUU
This is a messenger RNA of Vanessa atalanta (red admiral), 1732 nucleotides long. RefSeq lists its product as uncharacterized. Lineage: Eukaryota; Metazoa; Arthropoda; Insecta; Lepidoptera; Nymphalidae. The record is from RefSeq and is a predicted model, not a curated record. The coding region runs from base 103 to 1434 and encodes 443 amino acids. The transcript is spliced from 4 exons. Gene Ontology annotation, molecular function: protein binding.